UCCAAGCUAGGACUCUUUUGUAAUUAUUCACGAUGUAAGGGUAUCUUGUGCAAAAACACUACAUUUGAAAGCAGACGACCACACACACUGAAGUCACACACUCACCUCGUAAGACGGCACUAAAGCUUUGCUCCAACCAGCAUCUAAGACAAAACAUGACAGCGGUAAGCAAAGACUCCUUUGACACGGCUGCGGCCGAGAUGAAAGACGGGAGGGUAGCCAUCGUGACUGGGGGUGCUGAUGGUUUCGGUAAAUCCUUCUCACACGCUCUACUCAAGAAGAAAGCCAAGGGUUUGUGCAUAGCUGAUUUCAACGAGACGACUGGAAACAAGACACUUCGGGAACUUGCGGAGGAGUUUGGAGAGGAUCGUGUCAUGUUCGUCAAAUGUGACGUUACCUCUCAGUCCGAAUUCGAAGAUGUUUUCAAAAAGACGAAGGCGAAGUUUGGAUGCAUCAACUUGGUGGUGAAUAAUGCUGGAAUAAUGAACGAAGACAACUGGGAAAAAUGCGUCGACACUAAUCUGAAAGGUACGAUGAGAGGAACCAAGCUUGCCAUCAGGUACAUGGGCCCGGAAGAAGGUGGUGAAGGUGGAAUGGUCAUCAAUGUUGCAUCAAUGGCAGGUCUUCAAGCGGCAAGUUUCAUGCCCACCUAUACCGCUACAAAGUUCGCCAGCGUUGGAUGGACUAGAGCUCUUCAGGCUGACCCGUGCUUGAAGGCGAUUGGAAUAACCUUCGGCGCUCUGUGUCCAGCAUUUGCAAACACAGCGAUCAUUGAUGGAAUAGCUCGGUUAAAUAGUGAUGUACAUCGGGAUAUUGCUACUGCUCUCUUGCAACAUAUGGGACUCUUAGAGGUGGACGAGGUUACCGACUCUUUUCUUCGACUCGUUCUUGACAAGUUCUGGGAGGGAAAGGUGCUUGGCUUGACGAAGUUAAAUGGUAUCGUGCAGGUCUAAAUGAGAAUCACUGCCCAAUUCAGAAUUAAGGAGUUACUAUUAUUCUCGCACUGUUUAAUAUUUAAAAGGCCGGUGUCCCAGUCCCAGUGAAAUACCCGCCGCAGAUUCUGUUCCCCCACGGAACGUGGGCUGAAGGAGCGCGCUAUCAGAAGAGAUUUGUACACAGUUUGCCACAUGGGGGACCAGAAACUCCUACCUCACCUGUGUCAGAUGCAAUUGUGUCCGCCAUGCAAUACUGUCCGCUCUGGACUCCCCUGCACAUGUAAUCGUGUCCGAGGCUAUGCAUGUAUGAGCAUGCACGGAACCUACGUGUAUGCAGCAUGAACAAACACGUAUUUUAUGAUUGCAGCGAACACCAAACGGCCGAACAUUUCCCAUGUCAUUCAUGACAUGCACUUAGCU
Asterias rubens (European starfish) is the source of this 1355-nucleotide messenger RNA. Its product is annotated as 15-hydroxyprostaglandin dehydrogenase [NAD(+)]-like. Gene Ontology annotation, molecular function: oxidoreductase activity, acting on the CH-OH group of donors, NAD or NADP as acceptor. The transcript is spliced from 8 exons. Bases 156 to 953 code for a protein of 265 amino acids. The record is from RefSeq and is a predicted model, not a curated record. Lineage: Eukaryota; Metazoa; Echinodermata; Asteroidea; Forcipulatida; Asteriidae. Gene Ontology annotation, cellular component: cytoplasm.